CUGCCAACGUCCACUUGGAUGAGAUUGUUUUCUGCUUUCGCUGCUGCUGCUCCAGAGACGACUAAAGAGGAGCGAAAUAUGCUCUGAACAAGCGGGGAAACUGCUUCACUUUCUUUGACUCCGAAUUUUUAAAAAAACAAAAAAAAAAGUUUGGGAGAAAGUGUAGAAAGAAAGAAAAAAGAAGAAAAACAAGCUGCGAGUCGUGCAGGUGGAACACGUUGCUGACCGGGGAACCACAUCACAGCGGACCAGAGCUUCUCGUCUCACCUGAGGCCGAGCACGAAGAGUGAAAAUGUCCCUGGAGACGUAUUCGGCGCUGGACGAGUCCGCCCUGCGAGCCCUGCUGGAUGGAACCGUGGACCUGGACGAGAGACGCCUCAUCCGUUCAGCCAUCCGGGAGCUGAGGAGGAGGGAGAUUGAGGACAUGGAGGCCGCUCUGGCCAGCAAGAGAUUUCGACCCACUCGCCUCAAUCAGCAGGAGGACAAAGAGAACCAGCACAGGUCUGAAUCGAGCAACAACUUGGACCUUCUGUCUCAAAAACUGCAAUCAAUCCGGGACAUUGAUGAGCUCACGAAAAUGCUCCGUGCAGCCAACGAGUAUGAAGAGAGGAAGAUGAUCCGAGCAACCAUCCGACAAAUCCGAGAAGAACAGCAGCAAGGGACCGUGGAUCUGGGUAAAACUUCGGGUCGCUGCCUGGAGCCUGAGAGCGUGGAGCCCCAGAGCAGCAUGGGAACUGUGGAGACCGAGCGAGAGAGUCACAGUGAGCGUAUCAGAUCUCAGAUCCAGGAGCUGCGCAGCCAGCAGACACAACAAAGCAGAGAGCGGCAGAGAAUAGGGUCCAACUCAGGCAUGGUGUUGGUUCUUGAUCAGCUGGUAAAGGACGAUGGCUCCGGACCGCUGUUGAUCCAGCCUCAGCGAGACGCUGUGCCCACAGAGCCUGACCUGGUUCUGUCUCAGCGUCAGAGGUCCGACUCCUCGGCUUCAGACGGCAGCGUGACCAGAUCCAAUAUGGAUUCUGUGAGCUCAGAGAAGAGUCUGGGCUCAGCCUUUAGAGCCCGGCUGGACUCUGGAGCCUCCGACAAGAGCCAGAGUUCCUCCCAGCGUGGUCGGCUAGACUCUGGUGCAUCAGAGCGAAGCAUCAGCUCCCAGUCUUACAUGAGACAGAGACUGGGCUCAGAUGUCUCUGAUUCAGUCAGACCCCGUCUCGGCUCUGGGGCUUCAGACAGCAUGUUGUCUAGGAAACGGACGGACUCUGCGACAUCUGACCAGAGUGUGAGUAUGUCCUCUGAGGAGAGGGGUCCAGCGGAGGAGGCGGAGGUAGCCACGAGUGGCUCAACUUACAGCACAGAUUCAGAAAGCGAGAGCAGAAGCCAAGAUCCAGUCAGCAUCCAGGCUGAGUCUAACCAGGACCAGACGGCUGACCAGGAGCAGCCUGAUGGGGCUGUUUUAUCUCGGAGAGAACCUGCAAAUGGGCUGCUCAAUGGCAGCGCCAAGGGAAAAACUGAGUUCCAGAAACAAAAGAUAACUGUUAACAACGACCUGUCCCUCACUCAUGGAAAAGCAAAGAAUUCUGCACCUGAAAAGAAAGAUGUUGUAUUGGAACAGUUCAGCCGCACCAACUCUGUCCGCGAUCGAAUGCGCAAGUUCACAGAACCCCAGAGCCCAAGUGUCCCGGCUUUGAAGAAAACCCCUCUGAGGAACGGCACCAGCGGCCCGUCAAAUUUCUCCAGAGCUGCCGAGCUGUUUACACACACAGCAGCAUCCCUCAGCACAUCUGGAGACAGGCCAGGCAGGCCUCGUGUGGACUCCACAUCCAUCACCUCCGCUGCAUCCCAGAGUCAGGCCACACCUCAGCCAAGAGGCGUGGCCAGCAAACCUCUGUCUUCAGCCAACCAAUCGCAGAACUCCAUGGGUGGGACGAGACAUCCAGCUGAAAAAGAUGUGCACGCCUCCAGUAACUCAAAGGAAGACAGGACCCCAGGGAGAGCAGCUGGAACAAAGGUCACCCAGGGAGAGGCAGACCCGGACAUGAAGACUUUCCUCACCAUUGAGAUCAAGGAUGGGCGCACCACCACCAGCUCGUCUACAUCGGCCCCCAGAGGCAACAUCGUACCCAUCACCACCAUGACCCCGCGCAUCAGCACCAAUGCUCUGGGGCAAAGACAAGAGUUGACCCUCGGUCUAAGAGCAACGCCCUUCAAGCUCUCCUCAUCCAGUAUCACCUCUGGACCCUCCAUCAAGAUGGAGACGGAGCCCGUCGUUGCCUCCGAGCCAGUGUUUUCAGCGGGAUCGUCGGUCCAGGUGGCGUGUCACGUCCCAGCCAUCCCCAAUGGCUCCAGCACUCAGGCCAAAGUCGUCGACUGCUCCGGAAAACUGACCGCCGAGCAGCUGGCUGCGAUCGAGGACGAAGAGCUCCUUGACAAAAUGCUCGAUGAGUCCAAAGACUUUGAGGAGAGAAAGAUGAUCCGUGCAGCCAUGAGAGACCUUCGCAAGAAAAAGAGAGAGGCCAUGCUGGGAUGUACUCAAGAGGAAAUAGACCAGAGAGAAAAGGAGCGCGAGACCCGUCUGCAGGAGCUCCGGCAGCAGAGAGAAGAGCGAACGCAGAAAGGUCGUGCUGGGGCCGGAGCCGGAGAGGUGGUGAUGAGGAAGGUGGAGAAGUCGGCAGAUGGCUCGACCCUCAGCCAAGUCACCAAGACAGACCGCUUCGCCCAGUCUGAUGAUGGGAGCAGAUCAACACGCAGCACUGUUGUCGAGGCCAGUUAUGUGACGAAAACAGACAGGGGCACAGUUCAGUCAAAAUCAUACAGCUACACCUCCUCCUCCUCCUCAAACACAAGCAAAAAAGUGGGCAGCGUGUUUGAUCGCGAGGAUGACACCUCGUCUCGGAGUGGCAGCAGUGGGUUGGCCGCUGUGGAGCGACGGCAGGCGGAGAGGCGUAAGGAGCUGAUGAGGGCUCAGACGCUGCCAAAGACCUCUGCCAUGCAGGCUCGCAAGGCCAUGAUAGAGAAGCUGGAGAAGGAAGGAGGCGGCCCUGGAAAUCAGGCAGUGGCUAAGGUAAACAAGGUUCAGCGCUCCACCAGCUUUGGUGUACCCAAUGCAAACUCCAUCAAGCAGAUGCUGCUCGACUGGUGUCGCGCCAAGACCCGCUCAUAUGAGCAUGUGGACAUUCAGAAUUUUUCAUCCAGCUGGAGCAACGGCAUGGCAUUUUGUGCCCUGGUGCACAAUUUCUUCCCCGAUGCCUUUGACUAUGACUCGCUGAGCCCCAGCAACCGCAGGCAAAACUUUGAGGUGGCCUUCAGCGCUGCAGAGACCCACGCCAACUGCAUGCCUUUGCUGGAAGUGGAGGACAUGAUGAUCAUGGGUAAUAAACCCGACUCCAAAUGCGUCUUCACCUACGUACAGUCUCUGGUCAACCACCUGCGCAGAUACGAGAUGUCCAUGGGUCGACCCUGUGACCUCUGACCUGUGUUCGGUGUGCGUUCAGGCUCCACGUGGCGUCAGUUCUCCUCUUUUCACAAGCUGGGUCGAAUAGUUGCACAUCUCUGAUGGACAAAGUGGGGAUUGUGUGUGUGUGUGUGUUUGUGUCAGUUUGCUUAGUAUCUUUGUCGGCAGUGGUGACGUGUAUCGAUUAUUUCAGUUCUCAUCUGGACACUGUUAACACAAACUCUACCUUUCUCCAGAAAGAGAGCGCCAAAGUGUUUUAAAAGACCUUUAAAAGUUUCGAGUUUGUACUUUUUUAAAGUCCACUUUGUUAUUUUCCACCUAUAGUAGCUGUGUCACUUUUCUACCGUGGUGAACAGUUUAAAACAUAAAAGGAGCUUUUUUUUUUAUAUAGCAUUUUCCCUUUCAAAGUAUUUGUACCUACAUUUUUAUCUUCUACACUUUUGUAAUUACUGUAAUAUGCUGGCACUUCUUUUGGUGUUUCCAUCCAUCCAUCCAUUGUCUAUAUACCACUUAAUCCUCACGAGGGUCGCGUUGGGGCCUGGAGCCUAUCCC
Molecule: messenger RNA, 3997 nt
Organism: Stegastes partitus (bicolor damselfish)
Lineage: Eukaryota; Metazoa; Chordata; Actinopteri; Pomacentridae
Gene: smtnb
Product: smoothelin b
Exons: 20
Coding region: 293-3463 (1056 amino acids)
Molecular function (GO): protein binding
Source: RefSeq, a predicted model, not a curated record